Messenger RNA from Verticillium dahliae VdLs.17, 1361 nucleotides. RefSeq lists its product as uncharacterized. Gene Ontology annotation, molecular function: transcription cis-regulatory region binding; DNA-binding transcription activator activity, RNA polymerase II-specific. The record is from RefSeq and is a predicted model, not a curated record. Gene Ontology annotation, cellular component: RNA polymerase II transcription regulator complex. The coding region runs from base 269 to 829 and encodes 186 amino acids. NCBI's taxonomy places the organism in Eukaryota, Fungi, Ascomycota, Sordariomycetes, Glomerellales, Plectosphaerellaceae. The transcript has 3 exons.
ACAACUAUUCGACUGCAUCUUUACCUUGGCACACGGCUAUUGUAGCCAUCACGGAUCUGAAUAGGGAUCAGGACCAAACAACCCACUGCCGCCACUCGUCCUCUUGGCCUCCCAAGGCUGACACCACUCGCGGACGCCUUCAGCAUGAAGAACACGGCGGCACUCGACAUGGUGGACGCCAAUGUCCUGCUCGAUAAGAAACGCGUUAUGGCUAUGACGAGACUGACCAGUGCCUGAAACAACAGCGACAUGCAGGACCGCAAAUUCCAUGUCAUCAGCCUUCGACGUAUCCACAAUGUCACACAUAGGCAGCAGCGACACUCUGUACCCGAGUCCUCUCAGUUCGAGGCGCGUCACCGCCUCCCCACAACCCAUGUCAACCGACCCACCAGAAAGGUCGACUGACGAGGCGUACGCAUCGCCGUCGUCCAUCGCGGCGUCAAUAGCUACCGCAAAGCCCACGGCGAAAAGGAAGCGAGAGAACAGAUAUAAAAACGCAGCUCCCUCGGUCCUCUCGCGACGUCGGGCGCAGAACAGGGCUUCACAGAGAGCUUAUCGCGAACGGAAGGAUCAGCGCAUCAAGGAUCUUGAGCUGCUGCUGUCAGAACAGAAGGAGAAGAGUGAAUCGCUUGGACAGGCAUACGCAAAUCUACAUGCCGAGUACAGUAAGCUUCGAGCAAUGCAAAGCCGGCCUCGACAGCCUCACCCUCACCAGCAGAUUCCCAUGUACGGAACGCCAACCAUGGGUGGGAUGGCCUCUCAGUCAAAUAUGAGUUACAUGCCCGAAAGCAACUUUGUCUUCCAGACCAUGGCAGAUUUCUCUUUGUGAAAGAGAUAAGACAGGUGCAAGGGUAGAUAUGAAGUACGCCCGGCUCACUCAUGACACCGUACGCACCAGGAGCACUGACCAUCCUCGGCGUUAGCCUUUGGCAGGAAAGACGGCAGGCUGAAGCACGAGUCACGAUCUCGCUAUCGAGGAGUACAGAGCUUCGGCGUACCUGAGCAAGAAUUUGGUAGGACGCACCGCAUGGAGCAGGCAUACAGCAGGGGUAUGAGCUCGACGGACGACGACGACGACGACUAUCCUCUGGGCUCGGCCAAGACGUAGGCGAUUUGGAGUUUGGCGAAUGACGUAUGGACGCACACUUAUGGGUUUGAACUGGGUUUAUUUUUGGGAAAGGGUGCAGGUUGUGUGAUAUCCUGCUUUGUUUUUUUUGUUUGGGAUCAAAAGGAGUUAAACGUCUGAUGGGGACAGACGGAAGGAGGCUGGCUAUCUGGGCUGUUGUGAGGCACACCACGACAUGGAAGUAAUAUCCUGUUGAGCGGCAAACCGAGAAAUUGCAAACAACGCCGUGAAAAGC